This is a messenger RNA of Chenopodium quinoa (quinoa), 1821 nucleotides long. Its product is annotated as IAA-amino acid hydrolase ILR1-like. Gene Ontology annotation, molecular function: IAA-Ala conjugate hydrolase activity. Gene Ontology annotation, biological process: auxin metabolic process. The record is from RefSeq and is a predicted model, not a curated record. NCBI's taxonomy places the organism in Eukaryota, Viridiplantae, Streptophyta, Magnoliopsida, Caryophyllales, Amaranthaceae. Gene Ontology annotation, cellular component: endoplasmic reticulum.
AUCCGAUCCAUCAUCCGCUUCAUCCGUCACCCGCUUCUCAUCCAUUUAAUUCGGGUUUUCGUCCAUUUAUUUUAAGCAGAUGGAGCGGAUUAGCGGAUAUCCACCUAAUAUUGCCAUCUCUAAUCACAACUCACAAAUACAACUACUGGCGAAGACGUUACGCUAGUGUUAUUUUUGUUUCCUUAAAAACGGAAUGAAUGAAAAUCACAAAAUUACACUCACCUACAUAAUUGACAAGUGUCCUUUAAUUUUGCACUAUCAAACCAUUCAAAGUAAACGGUGCUUACAAAUCCUCAAAUAAUGGUGAAAAUGUUACUGAAACUGCUUCUGACGGCUGUUCUUGUAAUCUCGACCCACACCAAAUGGGCGAACUCUGACUUGCAAUCGCUGAGUCGGGAGCUCUUGGAAGCGGCGAGACAACCGGAAUUGGUCCAAUGGAUGAACCGGAUUCGGAGGACGAUUCAUCAGAACCCAGAAUUGGGAUUCGAAGAGUAUGAAACGAGUCGAAUCAUUCGCUCCGAGCUUGACUCGCUGGGAAUUCAGUAUGCAUGGCCUGUUGCCAACACUGGGGUCAUCGCUUCAAUCGGGUCGGGUCAAAAGCCCGUUUUUGCUCUCAGGGCUGAUAUGGAUGCUCUUGCUUUGCAGGAACUGGUUAAUUGGGAGUUUAAAAGCAAAAAAGAUGGGAAGAUGCAUGCUUGCGGUCAUGAUACUCAUGUGGCAAUGCUACUUGGGGCAGCCAAGUUACUCCAGGGCAGGAAAGAUCAGCUAAAGGGCACAGUCAAGUUGGUUUUUCAACCCGGUGAAGAAGGUUAUGCUGGUGCACACCAUAUGAUCAAAGAGGGUGCUGUAGAUGAUGUCGAUGCCAUAAUCAGCCUACAUGUCCUGCCAACAAUGCCCACUGGUAGUAUUGGUUCCAAGGCAGGCCCAGUUCUUGCUGGUACCGGGCUGUUUACAGCAACAAUUAGAGGAGAAGGUGCACAUGGAGCACAGCCCCAUCUGAGUAGAGACCCCAUCGUUGCAGCUUCAUCAGCUAUUGUAGCACUCCAGCAUAUCAUUUCUAGAGAAACAGAUCCUAUUGAGUCAGGGGUGGUGACUGUUGGGUACUUAAAAGGAGGCCAGGCAAGAAAUGUGAUCCCUGAGCAGGUAGAAUUCGGAGGAACAUUUAGAAGCUUGACUUCUGAAGGUCUCACCUACUUAAGAGACAGGAUUAAGGAGAUUGUGGAGAUGCAAUCUUCAGUGCAUCAGUGCCAUGGUGAGGUAGACUUCUUUGAAGACAUGCCUAUGCCGUGUCCUGUGAUGAUUAACGAUCAGGCCCUCCAUGACCAUGGGACACAGGUUGUGGAGGCGCUGAUUGGCAGGUCCAAGUUGGAAGUCUUUCACUUGACCAUGGGAUCAGAGGACUUCAGUUUCUUUUCUUCAAAAAUGCCAGCUGCUAUAUUUGUUCUCGGAAUAAAGAAUGAGACCCUGAAAUCGGAUAAGCCAUUGCACUCCCCAUACUUCUUCGUUGACGAGGAAGUUCCAGUUGGGGCUGCUUUCCAUGCUGCACUUGCUAUUUCUUACUUAGAGAAGCUUGAAGGUUCUAUCGAGAGUGUGUAAGAGCAAGCACGAUGAGAUCAUGUAGACUGUAGUUGUGAAAUGUCCUUGAUGUGUGCAUGUUGGCUCUCAGAGAAUGUCCUUGCAAGUGUUUGAUGUUGUACAGCAAAUCUGAUACUUGUAUAGUUGUAUGAAUAACAAACAAAUGUGAAAUGUGUACUGAUUAACUGCACAAUUAACUCGGGUAAUAUAAAUUAAAUCUACUGCAUAUAGUUCAAUAAAACUAAA